GAGAGAGGGUGGAAAACCCAGACACAAUAAGAAGAAAAGGAAGACAAAGAGGAGGAGAGGGCGAGCGGGAGACCAUGCUGAGGAGGAAGAGGAGCGUGUCGUUUGGAGGCUUUGGAUGGAUUGAUAAGUCCACAGUCAAUGCUCUGAGAGCUCGCAAACAGGAGCUCCUGACCACCUCCAAUGUUUCCGUCGCAGACUACCCCCCCUCUCCCCCCCGCACCGCACCCCCCACCAUGAAGUCAGCUCAUUUCUUUGACAUGAUGGACAAGAUGGAGCAGGUGCCAGAAGCUGCUGAGAUGAAGACAAUUCCUCAGAGACAGAAGGAUGACUACAUUCCUUAUCCGAGGAUCGAGGAGGUGUUGGAGAGGGGGGGGCCUUACCCUCAGGUAAUCCUACCCGAGUUCGGGGGAUACUGGAUCGAGGAUCCUGAGGCACCUCCUCCCACCACCCUGGAGAUUAAGGGGGAGGAGGAGGAGGAGGAGGUGGAGAAAGGAGGCUUGGGAGGAAGAGAGGAGGAAGACAGACCUCCAGGGGAUUAUGGGUAUCAGCUGGAGGAGAUCAGCGAGGCUGCACGGGCGUACAGGAAGUACUUCUUGGGCAGGGAGCAUUUAAACUUCUCUUGCUCGGCCAGCAGUCUGGGAAACCUGCUGCUGUCUGUGAGGCAUGAAGAGGAGAAGGAGCAGGAGUCUCUCCAUGUCAUCAUCAGGUCUCGGUUGAAAAGCGUCUACCACAGAUUGUCGCUGACAGAGCUGCCUGAAAUCCCCAGUGUACCAGAGUUAGCCAAGCUGCUGUGUGAUGAAGCAGCAGGACUGCGUUUCAGUCCUGUCCUCUACCCAAAGGCAUCUCAGCUGAUAGUGAACUACGACGAGCACGAGGUCAACAACACCUUCAAGUUUGGAGUCGUUUACCAGAGAUUUGGGCAGGUGUCUGAGGAGGAGCUGUUCAGGAACAACGAGGAGACGCCGGCCUUCACGGAGUUCCUGCAGCUGCUGGGAGACACAGUGGAGCUGCAGGACUUCAAGGGGUUUCGGGGGGGUCUUGAUGUGUCCCACGGUCAGACGGGUUCGCAGUCCAUCUACACAGUUCACAGACAGCAGGAGAUCAUGUUCCACGUCUCCACCAAACUGCCCUUCACUGAGGGAGACACACAGCAGCUCCAGAGGAAACGUCACAUAGGAAAUGACAUCGUGGCUGUGGUGUUCCAGGAAGAGGCCACGCCUUUUGUUCCUGACAUGAUCGCCUCCAACUUCCUUCACGCCUUCAUCCUGGUGCAGGUGGAGGAGCCCUGCUCAGACAACACCUCCUACAAGGUAUCCAUCACAGCACGAGAAGAUGUACCUCUAUUUGGACCGCCCCUCCCAAAUCCAGCCAUUUUUAGGAAGGGUCCAGAGUUUAGAGAGUUUCUUCUCACUAAACUAAUUAAUGCAGAGCUGGCCUGCUACAAGAGUGACCGCUUCGCCCGCCUGGAGGAGCGUACCCGCGCCGCCCUGCUGGACAGCCUCCAUGAUGAGCUGCAAAGACGCUCCCAGAGCAUGCUGGGAUUGACAUCAGGUCUGGAGGAGGAGGGCCGAGCUGAGAAUGGACACGCCCAUGGAGGUCUGCUGGAGUCCAUCAAGAGGGCGAUGCGAGGGCGGAGUGUCUCCAUGGAGACCAUGUCACGGGGCGGGGCUGGUCUGCCCACCAGUCUGAGUGGGGGAGGUCUGGCCCACAUCAGUGUUGAGUGUAACGUCAAAUCUCCUGUGAAGCGGCGUUCAGGACUUUUUCCUCGCCUGCUGAGCAUCGACAGCCAAACAGAGAGACACAACCAGAGAAGUCUCCUUAGUGAGCAGAGGAGCUUCGACAGCUGCCACCCGACACUGGAGGUGAGGUCAGAGCUGCCGUCCAAUCCCAGCUCUCCAGAGGCGGGACAGCGGGACAGGAUUCACAUGAAGAAGGAGAGCAGCAAGAUUUCCAGAUCGACAUCCAGCACCUGCAGCUUCAGCAUCCCUGCUGACGACACACAGCUGCUCGCCCAGGCUGUGACGGUAGAAGGUCAAAGUUCAAGUCCGCUGAUCGUCUGUCGCAGCCCCACAGAGAUGAAGAAUAAAAACUCUCCCAGAUCCAACCUCAAGUUUCGUUUUGACAAGCUGAGUCACUCUGCUGCAGGCCACUAAACUGCGAGGACAGCAGUGGGAGAAUACCAACAAGGAGGUUAAGAUCAACAUCAGCUUCCACACACCCAGAGGAGGAGGAUGAAGAGUACAUUAUUGUGAAGCCACUGAUGAAGAUAAAAAGGGAAAAACACUUUAACAAUAGUCCUUCACUGCUGCAGAAUCCUCAGAGGGAAUCAGACCUGCAGGACUGUGUGCAUGUCAACACACACACGCAUGCACGCACACACACACACGCGCACACACACACACACACACACACACACACGCGCACACACACACUGAGGCUGAAGCUUUUACAUAAAGGCAGAUUGAUUCAAGUCAUUUAAAGGGUCACUCCAUCAGCUUUACAUGUGAAGUGUUAGUUUGCUGGUCGUGUCACAGCCUCAGCCUGUGGAAACAUAACUCUGGUGAAGAGGCUGCACUUCGGUGUUGGUGCAGAACGCAGAGGCGAAAACUGGUGUCUUCCUGUGGAGCAUAGAGGUCAUUUCCUCAACUGCACCGGUAUCUUUGUGACUCACUGUGGACCACAGUGGGAGGAGAGGUGUG
This is a messenger RNA of Chelmon rostratus (copperband butterflyfish), 2699 nucleotides long. Its product is annotated as rap1 GTPase-activating protein 2-like. Gene Ontology annotation, molecular function: GTPase activator activity. The record is from RefSeq and is a predicted model, not a curated record. The transcript is spliced from 25 exons. Gene Ontology annotation, cellular component: plasma membrane; cytoplasm. Gene Ontology annotation, biological process: regulation of small GTPase mediated signal transduction; activation of GTPase activity. The coding region runs from base 75 to 2153 and encodes 692 amino acids. NCBI's taxonomy places the organism in Eukaryota, Metazoa, Chordata, Actinopteri, Chaetodontiformes, Chaetodontidae.